AUGCGCUUCUUUUGUUUGAAUAAGGUAGCUGGGGAGAACGGAGUCACCGUCUGUAGACGCUCUGUAGUGCACUACAGUACCUCACCCAUCCCGCCCCUCCGCCGUGGCUGUGCCGGAGUUAAAAACUAUCUAAAACAAUGCGCAUGCACAUUAGCGUUCGCAAUGUUGCUGCACUUGGGUCAUGCAUUAAAAGGGCUAAAUUCACGGCAAUGCGUGCUGAUCUCCAAAGCAGUGUGUGUCCAGCAGCUGCACAGUAGCAGCAGCAGCAGCAGCGAUGGGCUUACAGACAGCUGCCAUGAUGGCCUUUACCCUGAACACAUCCACACCACUCCCAUCCAGAAAGCCCUGUUGGCUGUUGGGUCAGGUGUGGUUGCACUACAAAACCCCUACAGACAUGAUAUGGUCGCGGUGCUCGGGGAGACGACAGGACAUCUAGCAUUGAUAAAUCUCAGGGACAGAAUGAGAAACGAUCCCGAAGGUUACAUUGUCUUAACAGAAAGGCCCAGGAUCCGGCUGUCUACCCUUGAUCUGAGCACGAUGGUGUCCCUGCCUGACGGCUCUUUUGGGAGGGAAUACCUCCGUUUUCUGGAGGACAAUCACGUGACCCCGGACUCAAGGGCAGAUGUGAAGUUUGUGGACGAUGAAGAGCUGGCUUACGUCAUGCAGAGAUACAGAGAAGUCCAUGAUUUGCUUCAUACCUUGCUGGGCAUGCCCACUAACAUGUUGGGUGAGGUGGCAGUGAAAUGGUUUGAAGCUGCUCAGACUGGGCUUCCAAUGUGUGCUCUUGGAGCCGUUUUGGGACCACUUCGGCUGAAUGCAAGACGUUUACAGUCACUGUUCACUUCCUUGGGUCCGUGGGCUCUGAGGAACGGGCGGCGGUCCCGCUGUGUCCUCAGUAUCUUCUACGAGAGGCGAUGGGAGCAGAGCCUCGAAGAGCUCCGACAAGAGCUCAACAUAGAGCCCCCUCCCGUCACACUCAGCGCCACCAACAAGAGGAGCACGUGAGGAAAAACAGGAAAAAAAGGAUGAAUGAUUCAGGAAACACAGGACAAAUUAGCUUUAAAAGUCAACAAACCAGAAAUAUUUCCAGUCUUACUGGAAUUUUGUAUGUAAUUUUGAGAAGGAAAUUAUUCAUCACUAAGCAAAUGGAGGGGAAGUUUCACUUCACCCUUGGCAAACUUUGGCUUGUCCCUUCUUGCAUCCUGAAUGUAUCUUCCUUCAUGAUAAGCCAAGUUUUGCUUUGAAAUGUGAUUCAGAGUGAAGUAAUUUCAGCUGUUGAAAUUUUCAGGUUUUUAUGUUGUUGAGAGUGUAGCGGAGUGUGUGUGUGUGUGUGUGUUUGUAUGGAAGACAAAAAUAAUUUUAAAAAACUGAACAACAAAUGUUAUUAAAUAUUCGCUGAUACUGUUUGUCGUGUUUGUGACCAGUUCUUUAAUUUAAUCCAGUUGUUAAAUUAUCGAGGAGCAGUACGGCUGCAGGUGCACGAUACAAGCAUUUAUGGUUGAGCAGAAGUAGGUUGAUGCAGCUGCUUCUGCUAUCUUUUGACUCACUCUUUUACUGCUUGCUGUGUUCUGUAAAUAUGUGUUUCAUUUCUACAGAAAUAAUGAUGUCAACAGGAAACCAAACUGUGUACCCUUUUUGGCAGCUGUAAAUAACAUUUCCACUUAAGAA
This is a messenger RNA of Scatophagus argus, 1668 nucleotides long. RefSeq names its product coenzyme Q4 homolog (S. cerevisiae) (gene coq4). The transcript has 7 exons. Bases 1 to 1005 code for a protein of 334 amino acids. Lineage: Eukaryota; Metazoa; Chordata; Actinopteri; Scatophagidae. Gene Ontology annotation, cellular component: mitochondrial inner membrane; mitochondrion. The record is from RefSeq and is a predicted model, not a curated record. Gene Ontology annotation, biological process: ubiquinone biosynthetic process.